Molecule: messenger RNA, 2208 nt
Organism: Glycine soja
Lineage: Eukaryota; Viridiplantae; Streptophyta; Magnoliopsida; Fabales; Fabaceae
Product: protein NRT1/ PTR FAMILY 2.13-like
Exons: 4
Coding region: 250-2118 (622 amino acids)
Biological process (GO): transmembrane transport
Cellular component (GO): plasma membrane
Molecular function (GO): transmembrane transporter activity
Source: RefSeq, a predicted model, not a curated record
GCCUCAAAACCAGCCAUUUGCACAACUCAAGCAUAUCUUUGUUUCUGUGCAUAUAAAUAGGGGUCUUUAGUGGCAACAUUAUUGUUCCUUAGCUCUUACCAAAGCCUUAUUAUUUACACACUUUUUUUAAUAUGCCUGGAUAUAUAUGAGGCCAUAUAGCAAAAAGUUGGUACCAAAACCAACAUAUUAGAAGAGAGAGCACUUCAUUUUAGCUAGCUAGAGAAAAAAAAACAAAGUGAUAGUGAGAAGAUGUUAGCUAUGGAGGGUAAUAAGAAGACUAAGCAAUAUGGUCUUGACUCUGCCACUUCUUGGUUUGGAAGUUGCAUUUCUUCAUGUUCAUCAUCAGAAAAAGUGUCAACUCACAGAAAGCUUCCUAGAACUGCUUCCGAAUCAUCAGUUACCAACCCCAUGAAGAAGCGUGGAGGAUGGAAGGCCAUAAUCUUUAUUUUAGGGAAUGAAACCUUCGAGAGGUUGGCAGUGUUUGGGUUAUUUGCCAACUUCAUGGUGUAUUUGACAAGAGAAUUUCACUUGGACCAAGUUUAUGCUUCUAACAUUAUCAGUUUAUGGUUUGGGAUCUCAAACUUUACCCCUCUUCUUGGUGCCUUUAUUUCUGAUGCCUAUGUUGGUCGCUUCCGAACCAUAGCUUUUGCAUCCUUUGGUACCCUUUCGGGUUUGAUCGUGGUGAGUUUAACAUCGUGGUUACCAGAAUUGCACCCUCCAUCUUGUACUCCUCAGCAACUAGCAUCUCGUCAAUGCGUAAGAGCAAGCAGUUCUCAAAUAGGUGUGCUUCUUAUGGGACUUUGCUUCUUAACCAUCGGAUCUGCUGGGGUAAGGCCAUGCAGCAUACCAUUUGGUGUUGACCAAUUUGAUCCAACCACAGAUGAAGGAAGAAAAGGGAUCAAUAGCUACUUUAAUUGGUACUACACCACUUUCACAAUGGUAUUGUUGGUCACUCAAACAGUGGUGGUCUAUAUCCAAGACUCUGUGAGCUGGAGGAUAGGGUUUGGGAUACCAACUGUGUGCAUGCUAUGCUCCAUAAUAAUGUUCUUUGUGGGCACAAGGGUCUACGUGCAUGUAAAGCCUGAAGGAAGCAUUUUUUCUGGUAUUGCUCAAGUUUUAGUGACUGCAUAUAAAAAGAGAAAACUCAACCUUCCAAUGAGUGAGGAGAAGCCAGAUGGAGUUUUUUAUGAUCCCCCACUAAUUGGGAUCACAGUUGUGUCAAAGCUGCCUUUAACCAAAGAAUUCAGGGCCUUGAAUAAAGCUGCAUUAAUAAUGGAGGGUGAGCUAAACCCAGAUGGGACCAGAGUAAAUCAAUGGAGACUUGUCAGCAUCCAACAAGUAGAAGAGGUUAAAUGCUUAGCAAGAAUUAUCCCAAUUUGGGCAGCAGGGAUUCUUAGUCUCAUUUCCAUGACUCAACAAGGAACAUUUACUGUGUCACAAGCAAUGAAAAUGAAUAGACACCUUGGAGCCAAAUUCCAAAUCCCAGCUGGUUCUGUUAGUGUCAUAUCACUAAUCACCAUAGCUUUAUGGCUUCCAUUCUAUGACCGAAUCCUAGUGCCAAAACUCAGAAAAAUGACUAAGCAUGAAGGUGGUAUCACUCUCCUCCUAAGAAUUGGAAUUGGCAUGGUGUUCUCUAUUCUAUCUAUGGUUGUUGCUGGCUACGUUGAAAAAGUGAGAAGGGAUUCAGCAAAUUCAAAUCCAACUCCACUAGGAAUUGCUCCAAUGUCAGUGUUGUGGCUAGCCCCACACUUGAUCCUUAUGGGUCUAUGUGAGGCCUUCAAUAUUAUAGGACAAAUUGAGUUCUUCAACAGGCAAUUUCCUGAGCAUAUGAGAAGCAUUGGUAAUUCCUUCUUCUCGUGUUCUUUUGGUGUGUCUAGCUAUGUGAGUAGCAUAAUAGUCAACAUAGUUCAUCAUUCUACAAGAACACAUAGCCAUCCGGAUUGGUUAACAGAUGAUAUAAAUGCUGGGAGGCUAGACUACUUUUACUACCUAAUAGCUGGGUUAACUUCCCUCAACCUAGUUUUUUUUAUAUAUGUUGCAAGAAGAUAUCAGUACAAGGGAAAUGUGGACCUCCUUGAUGAAACUCAUCAGGUAGAGCUUGGAUCUCACAAAGCCUAAAUUUAAAGAGAUUUAUAUAAAGAUUAUGUUGCUAUAUAUGUACGAAGACUUUAUAGACAAAUGAAAGUGUUUUUUUUUUUUCAAUUUAUA